AAAGCCCCACAAUGAUUUGAACAUGUACGAAAACAUACACUUUGGAUAACAUUGAGUGAUUCAUCAAUCACGGCGCGUAUCAGAUUAAUCCCAAACUUGAUAACGCAUAACAAUAAAAAAUCUGUUUACAAGAGAGAGAGAGAGAUUUUUCGGUACCCUUAUCAACAGCGGCAAGUGCCACGGCUUGUGUAAGGUGGUACGUUGCCACAGAUCGACCGCUAUCGAACUCAGUGGUUAUGUUGAUUUAAAGUGGUUAGGUUGUUGGAACCCGAAACAACGGUUCGCAUUUCGUACGCAAGGAUGGGCAGGCUACCUUACUAUUUUCCCCAUCAAAACCAAUACAUCGCAGCAUUAGCAGCUUCCUAUGGCGUACUUACGAUCGGAAUGGUAUUUGGUUGGUCCGCACCGGCAGGACCCCGGAUAUUGGAAGAUGGCGAAGGAAACUUCGAUGUAGCUGAUGAUCAGUUUUCUUGGACUAUUGCCUUUAUGCCUAUCGGUGGUGCAAUAGCUGCCAUACCCUGCGGGAUAAUGCUGAGGUCAGAAGGACGCAAGAAUACCAUACUGUUCUUCGUUUUACCAUUGCUGUUGGGUAAGUUUUUUUUAAAUACACUUUUGUUUAGACCAGUAAAUAUACGUUAUCCAUAUUCCACAGGAUGGGUAUUGCUAACCUGGGCUCAAGCGGUGGCGAUGAUGUAUAUUGGGAGGUUACUGCAAGGAUUUGCUGCUGGCGCUUACUCUAUGUCUGUACCGAUCUACAUCGGGGAAAUAGCGGACCAAAGAAUCCGGGGCACUGUGGGCAGUUUUUUCCAACUCAUGCUAAACCUUGGAAUGCUGAUGUCCUUUAGCAUAUCGGUUGGCGUGAAUGUGUUUCAACUGAACAUUAUAUCCGGAUUUGUUGUGCUACUUUUCGGACCCAUAUUCAUGCUAAUGCCCGAAACUCCGUCCUGUCUGCUUAAACGAGGAUAUAAAACCAAAGCUAUUGAAACAGUGAAAUGGCUGCGUGGUCCAAAAUGUGAUGCUUACACAGAAAUAGAACAGCUUCAAAUGGAACAGGAUGCUUUGCUGAAUCAACCGAAGAAGUCACUGAAAAAAUCACUAUUAACCCCAGAAACAUUGAGCGCACUGCUUGCAAUGAUUGGGCUCGUUACCUUCUUACAAAUGUCCGGCAUUAAUGCAGUGUUGUUUUACGCUACAGAUAUUUUCAUGAAUGCUUCGGAUUCGCUUAACCAUGAGGUGGCUACAAUCAUCGUUGGUGUGAUGCAGGUGUUUGGCACGCUACUUGCAGCCUUUACUGUCGAUCGGAUUGGACGUCGCUGGUUGUUGAUGAUAUCUGCCGUAAUAAUGUGCGCCUCGCACGUCGUCUUAGGAGUGUAUUUCCAGCUGUUGCAGAAUAAUCCAGCACAAGUGGAAAACCUCGAGUGGCUACCGGUACUGGCCCUGUCCGUCUUCGUCACUGUGUUUUCGAUAGGGUUCGGGCCCGUACCCUGGAUCAUGAUCGGUGAAGUGUUUGCGAUUGACGUGAAGGACCUGGCCAGUUCGUUGGCAACAUUCACCAGCUACGCACUGUCGUUUAUGAUGACUAAAACGUUCAAUCCGCUUCGGAAUGGGUUAGGCGAGGCGGGAACGUUCUGGCUGUUUGCCGGAUUCUGCUUGAUUGGUGCAAUUUUUGUCUUUCUUUUCGUGCCAGAGACAAAGGGCAAAACAUUCGAACAGAUACAAAAACGAUUGGCAAGCUCUAAAGUGUAUUACAGGGCAGAAAAAUAAGCGUACAAAUGAUAACUGCGUAAAGCACUUAACAAAAUAAUGUAAAUGCUUUGAAAAGAGUGGAGUUUAUUUUAAUAGAUAGUUAAAAUAGGUAGGAAAUUGAAAUUAGGAUGAACUUGAACAAAGUGUUUAAUAAAUUUUAGAUGCAAUUUAUCACAUAAAAAAG
Molecule: messenger RNA, 1930 nt
Organism: Anopheles funestus (African malaria mosquito)
Lineage: Eukaryota; Metazoa; Arthropoda; Insecta; Diptera; Culicidae
Product: facilitated trehalose transporter Tret1-like
Exons: 4
Coding region: 301-1764 (487 amino acids)
Biological process (GO): transmembrane transport; carbohydrate transport
Cellular component (GO): membrane
Molecular function (GO): sugar transmembrane transporter activity
Source: RefSeq, a predicted model, not a curated record